AUGGAUUAUACCAUGGCUUGGAGAGCCCAGCCAGAAUUUGAUUUGGAAGUUAUCAUCUUUUUGGACAAUGGCCGCCGUUUCUCAGUUCCUUGUUCAUGUAGGGCGGACGAUAAAGGCCUUUUUACACAUCUGCGUAUGUUUUACGACCUGCAAUGCACAAGACGCGGACUCUUCGGGUUGAUCAGCGUCAAGUCAGUCCAAAGGAUCGAUGUGGUAAAGCUUCAUAACAGCAACACAGCAGGCAAGCGACUCAAAGAUACACUGGAUCUAGGUCAAUAUGGACCCUAUGGCCGCCAGUCCCAUUACUUCGAACAUCCAUCAGAAUUGGAUGGCGAUACCAUAACAAACAGACUCGUCACCGAGGAAGUAUUAGCAUCACCCGACAAACAGCGGCACGCACUUAAUAUCAUACGCAGCUGGGAUCCGCAAGUCACUAGUAUAGUGAUUCUCUUCCCCAUCGUGCUGAGUUUGAUUAUAUCGAUCGUCUGGUCUGUCGUGGCCUCGAAAAUGUUCAAUGCGGAUGUUCAAAGUAGUAUACAGACUGGCUUCACAAUCGGCAGCUAUGUCGUGACCGCGGGUAUUCCUCCGAGACACUUUUAG
Molecule: messenger RNA, 600 nt
Organism: Alternaria arborescens
Lineage: Eukaryota; Fungi; Ascomycota; Dothideomycetes; Pleosporales; Pleosporaceae
Exons: 2
Coding region: 1-600 (199 amino acids)
Source: RefSeq, a predicted model, not a curated record